Durusdinium trenchii is the source of this 969-nucleotide messenger RNA. The record is from the annotation of a GenBank genome assembly. NCBI's taxonomy places the organism in Eukaryota, Dinophyceae, Suessiales, Symbiodiniaceae.
AUGGCUAGCCCGUCAUGUAUGGAGAAGGGUGAGCGCAAGCGACAAUAUGCUGCCCUUGGCCGUGCUGUUCACAAAAGCUGCUCCCCUCAACUUCUCGCAAAAUACCAGCUAUGUUCUGACAGUGAGAGAUGGAGUAUGCUCAAGCAGUGGUUGCUGAGCGACGGCAAAGUGGACGACAUCACGGUUGAAGAGCGGUACACAAGGUGGACGGAGCAGCUUCGUUCAGACCGAUACGUGACCGUCACGAAACUACAACUCUACAAAACCUACGGAAAGAGUUCAGCAGCCAAAAAGUUCAUAGAGGAAAUCCUGAAAGGACAAGUUGGAGUUCCACACCCGCGAUGUCCAAAUCUUGAGGAGGCCAAAAUGUACAAGGUGCUUAAGGAAGUUGCUGAGAAUACCACGUCAGGUAUGAGGGGAGACUCUAGCUUGAUGGUAGGCGGCAGAGUCCGGUCAGCGUCCAUGAAAGAAAUGAUAGCCAAGCAGCUGAACAUUGGCCUCCAAAGCUUGGAAGCACAAGGGUUGAUGGACCUCAAGACAGGGCGCAUUCAAAGCAAGAAACCAAAGAAAGAGAAAUCACCAGCUCAGCUAGCGCUGACGGAAGCGAAGAACCUUGCUAGUAAGUGGAAGAAAAUCGUGAAAGAUAUCCCCCAAUGCUUGGAAGAUUUCAAGACCUAUGGGAUCAGGAACUCCAGCGAACUGGAACGGGCGCUUUCGACACAUCUCGCCACUUCUGAGAAGCUUCGCGAUGAUGCAGUUACAAAAAGCAACACUCCGCUGAGUGAUGUCGACCCUGAAGAUAUGUAUUCAUGGGUUGAAGAUAAGAAGUCUCAGCUAGCAGUUGUAGAGCAAGAUGUCCGUGACGCUAAGAGGCGUGUGUCAGCAUGCAAGAAGCCAAAGAAGAGUAAGGCAAAGGCUGAACACGAUGGAAGCGAUCCAAGUUCAAGUGAUGGGCCCGAUGAAAAAUAG